Messenger RNA from Dictyostelium purpureum, 651 nucleotides. RefSeq lists its product as uncharacterized. NCBI's taxonomy places the organism in Eukaryota, Evosea, Eumycetozoa, Dictyosteliales, Dictyosteliaceae. The coding region runs from base 1 to 651 and encodes 216 amino acids. The record is from RefSeq and is a predicted model, not a curated record. The transcript has a single exon.
AUGAUUUUAAUUGAUACAAUUAUUUUUAAAAAUGGAUAUCAAUUUUGGUUUGAUACCCUAUCAACGGAAUAUGACCCAAGAUUAGAAAAUACCCUUACCCAAGAUGAAUUGUUUAAAAUUGUUACAGAAAUAAAUGAUAUAAUAAAAAAAAAUAAUAAAUGGGUAGUAGCAUGUUUAGCUUUAACUUUUAUUUUAGUGGUAACUAGUGUACCAUUAAUUAUUAAAGGGUUAUUGUUUUGGUGGUUAUUAUUAGUACUCUUUGGAAUAUUGUUUUUAUCAAUUCAAUGGUUUUUUCAAUUUCAAUUUAAAAGUGAAAAUACCUCACCAGAGGGUUUGACCAUAAUAUUAAAUGAAGAAUAUAAAAAUAGAUCAAUAACAUUCACUUGGAAAAAAAUUGUGUAUAGUAAAUUUGGGGGAAGUUUUUUUUUAUGUAUAACCCAUCCAAAAGUUUCAAUAGGUAAUGAAAGUAGUUCAAGUAAAAUCCAAUACUAUUUUUCAAAUAAACAUUUAUUAAACAAUAAUGAAAAUGAAAAAAUAUUAAAUGAUAUUACUUCAAGUUCAAAAUAUGGAAAUGAUGAAGAAAGUAAUGAAGAGGGGAUUCCUUUAUUGGCUUCAAAAAGUAUUUUAAAUUACAAAGAUCUUACAGUUUAA